Messenger RNA from Sarcophilus harrisii (Tasmanian devil), 2657 nucleotides. RefSeq names its product adenylosuccinate synthase 1 (gene ADSS1). The coding region runs from base 1139 to 2512 and encodes 457 amino acids. Gene Ontology annotation, biological process: 'de novo' AMP biosynthetic process; IMP metabolic process. Lineage: Eukaryota; Metazoa; Chordata; Mammalia; Dasyuromorphia; Dasyuridae. The transcript has 13 exons. The record is from RefSeq and is a predicted model, not a curated record. Gene Ontology annotation, cellular component: cytoplasm. Gene Ontology annotation, molecular function: GTP binding; adenylosuccinate synthase activity.
CCCUACACUCCAAUAAUUAGCACUCUCUCUUGAAAUGACUUGGAAAAUUUGCAUAUAUUUUGCAUUUAAUUAGUUGUAUGUAUUUUGGAUUUCUCUUCCCACCCCGUCCACAUUAGAUUGUUAAACUCUUUGAGGUUAGGACUAAAGGCUAUCUAUGUUGGCUUUAUCUUUGUAUCCCCAGUUUCACAAAACCUUGCACCGUGCACAUGGGCUUUGUUGGAUUGGAUCUUUGAAUCCUCGGGAUCCAGAACAGAAUCCUGGCUAUAGAACAGUUCAUGCUGUGAGUGGUUGCCGGUGUAGCGACCACUGGGUAUAAGAAAAAGUUGGAGGAGUAGACCAGAGAGAAAGCAAAAAUUACGUAAAGGAAGUCGGAGCAAAGGGAAAUUAAGUGUUGCCUUUUGCAGACUCACAGCGUUCCAAACUGGGCCUAAGGAGAACCUUUCUGUUCUGUCCUCCCGAUCCCCAAUCCGCACCGGGAGUGCCCCUUCCUUGGCGAGAGGGACAUCCCAGCUUCAAAGGAUCUGGGGGUGUUAGAACUGGAAGCGAUUUGGGGGACCAACCCCCUUCAUUUUACAGAGGAGGCGACAGAUUCGGAGAAGUCUUGCCCAAGGUCACACACGGAGUGAGGAACCGAGCUUAGUCCGUUAUCAGGCUCCUGCGUGCGGCUCGCGGCUCAGAGCGCACUGGUGGAUGAUCUAUUCCAAACCCUCUACAAAGUGAGGAAGAAAUGCGCACCGGGGAGGGCAAGGUACGUGCCCAAGGUCACAGCGGCAAAGUCGGGAUUCGAGCCGAGGUUCCCUCUGCGAUUCACUGGGCUGCCCACGAGAGGAGUUUCGUACAGACCCGCGAUGCCCGGUGUUCGCUCGCAGUGGUGCCCGGUGUCCGCUCGCAGUGGUGCCCGGUGUCCGCUCGCAGUGGUCCCCGCUGCCUUGCUGUCAGAGCGCCCAGGCCCCGCCGAAGGGCUCCCCCCACCCCCGCCCCUCCCGGGAGGUUACAGGCAUGACGUCACCGCCCCCUCCCGGAGUCCCCGGCUCCAUUUAAUGGUCGGGACGCCGGGAUCUCAGGGCGCGGGGACAGCACCCGGGCAGCUGCAGGCGAGCAGAGUUCCACGGAGGAGCCCAGCAGAACCAGCAGGAAGAUGUCCGGGCCCCGGGUCCCCAAUGAGCGGCCAGCGGGCCCUGGGGGCGUGAAGCGCGGGAGGCUGCAGCAGGAGACGGCAGCCGCGGGCUCCCGGGUGACCGUGGUGCUGGGCGCGCAGUGGGGGGACGAGGGCAAAGGCAAGGUGGUGGACCUGCUGGCCACCGACGCCGACGUCAUUUGCCGCUGCCAGGGAGGAAAUAAUGCUGGACACACUGUGGUGGUUGAUGGUAAAGAGUUCGAUUUCCACCUACUGCCCAGUGGUAUCAUCAACACCAAGGCUGUAUCCUUCAUUGGCAAUGGUGUGGUCAUCCAUUUACCUGGCCUAUUUGAAGAAGCAGAAAAAAAUGAGAAGAAAGGUCUGAAAGACUGGGAAAAAAGACUCAUCAUUUCAGACAGAGCCCACAUUGUAUUCGACUUUCACCAAGCAGUUGAUGGACUUCAGGAAAUGCAACGUCAGGCUCAGGAGGGGAAAAAUAUUGGUACUACAAAGAAAGGAAUUGGACCAACGUAUUCUUCCAAAGCUGCCAGGACUGGACUCCGCAUCUGUGACCUUCUUUCAGAUUUUGAUGAGUUUUCUGCAAGGUUCAAAAACCUGGCCUAUCAGUACCAAUCAAUGUUUCCUACUUUGGAAGUGGAUACAGAAGGACAGCUCAAAAAGCUCAAGGUCUUUGCUGAAAGAAUCAGACCCAUGGUACGAGAUGGAGUAUAUUUUAUAUAUGAAGCUCUCCAUGGGCCCCCAAAGAAGAUUCUUGUGGAAGGCGCCAAUGCAGCCCUCCUCGAUAUUGACUUUGGUACCUACCCCUUUGUGACCUCAUCUAACUGCACUGUGGGGGGAGUGUGCACAGGUUUGGGGAUCCCGCCACAGAAUGUGGGAGAGGUGUUUGGCGUGGUUAAGGCUUAUACCACCCGUGUGGGAAUUGGUGCCUUUCCUACUGAACAAAUCAACGAAAUUGGAGACCUCUUACAGAACCGAGGCCAUGAGUGGGGAGUGACCACAGGCAGAAAGCGGCGCUGUGGCUGGUUAGACCUUAUGAUUUUGAGAUACGCACACAUGAUCAAUGGAUUUACUGCGCUGGCAUUAACCAAACUGGAUAUCCUCGAUGCCCUAGAUGAAAUUAAAAUUGGUGUUUCAUACAAAUUGAAUGGAAAAAGAAUUCCAUACUUUCCAGCUAAUCAGGAAAUACUUCAGAAGGUGGAAGUGGAGUAUGAAACAAUGCCUGGAUGGAAGACAGAUACAACUGGGGCCAGAAAAUGGGAAGACCUCCCUCCCAAGGCUCAGAAUUACAUCCGAUUUGUGGAGAAUCACAUCGGUGUAGCAGUUAAGUGGGUUGGUGUUGGAAAAUCAAGAGAGUCUAUGAUUCAGCUGUUUUGAACAGAGAAGGAACUUCAGUCCUGAAAAGCACAAUUAUAGACAAUAGUCUUCUGUUCCCCCAAGGCCAUAGUAGCUAUUCUGUUACUGAUAAGACUAAAUUGAAAAGAUUAUGGAAAAAAAUAAAAAAACAUAUUUUCUGUAUUUU